Molecule: messenger RNA, 1335 nt
Organism: Mucor mucedo
Lineage: Eukaryota; Fungi; Mucoromycota; Mucoromycetes; Mucorales; Mucoraceae
Exons: 2
Coding region: 1-1335 (444 amino acids)
Source: RefSeq, a predicted model, not a curated record
AUGGUGCAUGAUUUGACUACAGCCUAUAACAAUGGGGUGGAUAAGGAGUUUGAUUCGUUCAAGUUUGUGAACCCCGUGACACGGUUACUGGAAUAUUUGGGAGCACACGUUUUGAUCCAACUGAAGCAGAAUGAAGAUUCCUAUUUUUAUCGAAGUGUGCAGACUGUGAGUGGUGUACAGGGGAUCACCACAAUUAAUUUACCUCCUGCUCAGGUGGAGCAUUCACUGUGGAUAUCGGAUCUCCCUAUCGAAGCCUUGAAACAUUGGAAUACGAUGAAGAUGGAACUGGUUGUGAUCACCGAUCGACGUCCGGUGUCACUGACACGGUUAUUGGAAUCAACCAAUGGGGCGUUUUAUCUUGGUGACGAGACAGUGGAGCUUGUGAUUCAUUUAGAGCAAUCGUCUGACAAUGUGACACGUGGACUUGUGCAGGACUUUAUGUGGCAACACGGUGAAAAGAAAGUACGUCAUCGUAUUCGUAAAGGCGGGUUGAUGCCUGCUAUUGUAGAAUCUUGGUACCCUAGUGACAAUGACCAUUACGGGGUUCUUUUGGAAGACGAUAUUGAAUUAUCUCCCUUGUUCUACGCUUGGACCAAAUAUAAUAUUCUCAAGUACCGAUACAGUCCAAAAGAGAAAGAAGCACAUCAGCAUAUCUAUGGGGUGAGUUUAUAUUCGCCACGUAACCUGGAGCUUUUACCGGAAGGAAGAAGACCGUUUGGGCCGGAAAAAGUGUUGGAGGAAGGUGGAUAUGCACGAAGAUCGCCUUAUGCGACGCCAGUGCCUUGUAGCUGGGGAGCAGUUUAUUUUCCAGAGCAUUGGCGAGAGUUUCAUACUUAUUUAACGGAACGUAUUGCCAAGGAAGAAUGGCCCGGAUAUCAUAAUGUGACAGUACCGAACAGUCGAUCCACGCGAUGGAAAAAGUCGUGGAAGAAGUACUUUAUUGAAUUGGUGUAUCUGCGAGGGUAUGUGAUGGUGUAUCCCAAUUUUGAAGGAUUCCAGUCCUUUUCGACCAACCAUUUGGAGUAUGGUACGCAUGUAAAAGGGAAUGGUCGUACGCAGAGUAAAGUGAUGGAGUUUCUGGUACCGUUGAUGCAACAGGAUUUGAUACUGGAGCAGUUGCCGGACCACCAUUUACCGAUGUUUAGACAGUUGCCUAUCCUGGAUCUAUGGGGACGUAUGAGCACCAUGGGGGAUUUAGAUCAAGUAGGGGCGGAUUGGCAUGAGAAGGUGUCGGUGUGUCCGAGAACGGUGGGAACAUUUGAUCCUAGUGAUCUGCUUUGUCCGUUUGAAGAGAAUGUGUUAAAAUCCAAGUCAAAGUCGACUAUCAAAUCGUAG